UGGACUCCGGGCAGAGGCACAUCGGGCAGGACAUCGGGCAGAGGCACAUCGGGCAGGACUCCGGGCAGAGGCACAUCGGGCAGGACUCCGGGCAGAGGCACAUCGGGCAGGACUCCGGGCAGAGGCACAUCGGGCAGGACUCCGGGCAGAGGCACAUCGGGCAGGCGAAGCAGCAGGCAGCGGGCCACCAGGGAUUACCAGGCGAAGCAGCAGGCAGCGGGCCCCAGGCGGAGCAGCAGGCACCGGGCCCCCGGGCGGAGCAGCAGGCAUGCCGGGCCCCCGGGCGGGGGCGACAGGCACCGGGCCCCCGGGCGGCAGCAGGCACCGGGCCCCCGGGCCCCGGGCAGGCACCGGGCCCCCGGGCGGGGCAGCAGGCACCGGGCCCCCGGGGGCGGGGGGGGGCAGGCACCGGGCCCCCGGGCGGGGCAGCAGGCACCGGGCCCCCGGGCG
Messenger RNA from Staurois parvus, 450 nucleotides. The record is from the annotation of a GenBank genome assembly. NCBI's taxonomy places the organism in Eukaryota, Metazoa, Chordata, Amphibia, Anura, Ranidae.